This is a messenger RNA of Temnothorax curvispinosus, 1050 nucleotides long. Its product is annotated as cysteine--tRNA ligase, cytoplasmic-like. Gene Ontology annotation, cellular component: cytoplasm. The transcript is spliced from 4 exons. The annotation marks the transcript as partial. Gene Ontology annotation, biological process: cysteinyl-tRNA aminoacylation. Gene Ontology annotation, molecular function: ATP binding; cysteine-tRNA ligase activity. Lineage: Eukaryota; Metazoa; Arthropoda; Insecta; Hymenoptera; Formicidae. The record is from RefSeq and is a predicted model, not a curated record.
AUUACUGAUAUAGAUGAUAAGAUUAUAAAAAGAGCAAGGCAGAACUACUUGUACGAAAAGUACAUGGAAGAAAAUCACAGCCUUAAUGGAAUAUUAGAUGACAUCAGAGAAGUAAUGACUAAUUUUGAGAAUGUUGUAAAAACUACAAAUUGCGCUGAUAAAAAGUGCAUGUUAGAGAAGAUGUUUAAUAGAAUAACGAAAGCUAUUGAAGAUCUGCAGAAGGCGGUGAAAGAGAAGGAUGAAAAAAAGAUCUUAGAGUCUCAAGAAGCAUUAUUGAGAGAGGCUAGAGAUCCCUUAGCUAAUUGGUUAGAUGAUAUUAAAGGUAGCACAGUCACAGAACACUCCAUAUUUAAUAAAUUAUCACAGCAUUGGGAAGCGGAAUAUCAUAAAGAUAUGGAUGCUUUAAAUGUAUUAAAACCAAACGUGCUCACGAGAGUUAGUGAAUAUAUACCUGAGAUAAUAGCGUUUGUACAAGGAAUAAUAGGCAAUGGAUUUGCUUAUGAAAGUAAUGGAUCAGUAUAUUUUGACGUAAGCAAGUUUGAUAAACAAGAGAAACAUUUUUAUGCUAAGCUUGUACCAGAAGCAUAUGGCGAUACGUCAAGUUUGGAAGAGGGAGAAGGUGACUUAAGCAUUACGGCAGAUAAGCUCUCUGAGAAGAAGUCGGUAACAGACUUUGCGCUCUGGAAAAGCUCAAAGGACGGUGAACCCUGGUGGGACAGUCCCUGGGGCAAAGGACGUCCAGGGUGGCAUAUCGAAUGCUCAGCCAUGGCGACCGCAAUUCACGGAAAAAGUUUAGACAUUCAUACAGGCGGGGUGGAUCUUAAAUUUCCCCAUCAUGAUAAUGAACUCGCACAAACGGAAGCGCAUUUUGAUAACCCCCAUUGGGUCAACUAUUUCUUGCACUCUGGCCACUUGACUAUAGCUGGCUGCAAAAUGUCAAAGUCGCUAAAGAAUUUUGUGACGAUACAGGACGCUUUAAAGAAAUACUCGAGCAGGCAGCUCAGAUUUGCCUUCCUUCUGCAUUCAUGGAAAGAUACUUUAGAUUACAGC